UCGCAUUCAAAGUUAUAAUCUACCUUAACAACGGUGAAACAUGGAGCGACCCUCGCGAGCAUGAAACCAUCACACAUCCAGAAGAAGAGACAGAAAAGGAGGGAAAACAGAAGAAAGAGCCGCGAGAAAAAGAAACUUUGGAACCUGAUAAAUGAGUCUCUCACACUUGGAACAUCCACAGACACGAAGAGCUUCCCAGAACAAGACUCGAAAGUUGGACAGGAAACAACCCAAAUAUUUGUAAGUGGAGACAAAAACCACAGAGACAUGGUGAACCAAAACAAGAAAAAGAAGAAAGAGAAGCAACUUCCAAAGUUGAAACAACCUUCCCCAUCAGAGACAAGUGAGACGAUCAAAUCUCCCCAGAAAGCCAAGAGAAAAGCAAAACAUCUCAAGGAAAAAGGACAACCUCUUGUAGAAAAAUCUAGCUUUAUGGACCCAGCACAACACACAAAACAGAAAACCAGUCCGGAAAAGAGGCCUUUGUCUCAAAGCAAAGAGGAACCAACCUCUGCUAAACGUCUAAAAACAAAGAAGAUAGUUGAAAAAGGUGGACUAAAGACAGUUUCAGGUAGUGGUGUCACUGCUAGAUUUGACCUAAGCUCACCACAAAAACUUUUCAAAAGCAUCAUUUCACCAGUGUCAUAUUAUGAGCAAUUCUUUGCUGACUACUGGGAGAAGAAACCAUUGAUUGGUAAAAGGAAUGACACAGCAUUGACAGAGGAAUAUAAGGCACUAUUCUCUAGAGACAUAUUGAAGAGACUGUUGAAGAAGCAGGAGAUUGAGUACAUCAGGGAUGUGAAUGUGUGCAGAUAUGUCAAUGGCAGGAGGGAGUCGCUGAAUGGAACAGGAAGAGCCACCUGUAAACAGAUUGACAAACUGUUUGACCAGUCUAGGGCCACCCUACAGUUCCACCAACCACAGAGGUUUCAGGACAAAUUGUGGCAGUUGUGCAGUCUGUUGGAGUGUCUGUUUGGCUGCCUGGUGGGAGCCAACGUGUACAUGACACCCCCGGGCUCACAAGGGUUAGCACCACACUAUGAUGAUGUGGAGGUGUUCAUCCUGCAGCUGGAGGGGAGGAAACACUGGCGCUUAUACACGCCCCCUGUUGAUCUUCCUAGGGACUACAGCAGAGAUCUGGAGCAGGACAGUAUUGGCCAGCCAAUACAUGAUUUUGUCUUAGAGGACACAUCUCAGCCUCUUGCUUCUCCUAAAGGCACCCCUCCCAGCCUGAACAGUUUCAUAAAGAUGAGGUUUCCUGGCUACAUGGCGCUGUGUUCACAACCAGCAGAAACCCAAGAUGAUGAUGAUGAAGAGGAAGAUGACUAUGAUGAUGAUGAUGAUGAUGAUAAUGAUGGUGACCAUGAGGAGGAUGAUGAAGAUGGUGAUGAUGAUGAUGACCAUGAUGAGGAAGAAGAUGAUGAUGAUGAUGAAGAGGAAGAUGAAGAUGACAGCAUCACUGCUGCUGAUGAUGAUAAGGACAGAGGAAGGGAGAAGUCUCCCCAGAGUGACCAGGAGUGGGUGUACCUGUACCACUGUCUGCACAACAGGAGAGAGGAACACAUGAUGGGCACAAGCCGUGAUCAGCCACAAGGCCUGAAGUUCCCUGCCACGUUCCUUCCAGUCUUGCAGAAGUUAGUGAAGAUGGGGAGAGAAGACAGAGUCCAGGUGAAAGGACUGGGACUGGAGCCUGAGGAUAACCUACAGGUGGCAACUUACCUGUGGGCUGAGGGGCUCAUUGUGAUAUGUUAGGGAUAAUCUUAUUAGCACCUGGUUACCAAACCUAUUUUAGCUACCAAAUCUCUUCUGUCCUCUCUGCAAAUAGGUUUGGUAAGAAGGCUAUAACUUUUAAGUAAUGGUCCUAUCUUUGAGUUGUGGCCACCUACAAUGCAAUAGUAUAUGGAAGCUGUGCCCAGUGUUUCCGGGCUAGUUUUUGACAUGUUUUGUUAUUUUGCUAGUCUCUCACAUAUUCUGUUCACUUGUUGUAAGUUUUUGUUGUACAUGUGUUUAAAAAUAUGAAAUAUAUAAAAAAAUCUUAACUGAUAAAGAAAGGGCCUCAAGUUCUAUCAACAUUAUCACCCCUUCCUAAUAGAUUGUGGUCCCUUGCUAAAAUGCCUUGUUUAAUAGAAAAGCUGAUAAAAGUUACUCUUUGUAAACAUACAGUGAGGAAAGUAGUUGAAAAUUCAAGAAUCAUUAAAACACAUACACGAACAUCAGUUUUAAUUCUGCUUCACCAUUUAUUAAAAAACUUCAUUACAGCACUUUCAAUCUGGAGUAAGUUAUUGUGCCUCAGUUGUCUGUUGCUUCACAUACACAUUCAUGAAAAUGUAGAAUCCUUUAAAAU
This is a messenger RNA of Branchiostoma belcheri (Belcher's lancelet), 2344 nucleotides long. Its product is annotated as bifunctional lysine-specific demethylase and histidyl-hydroxylase MINA-like. Bases 61 to 1752 code for a protein of 563 amino acids. Gene Ontology annotation, molecular function: histone H3K4 demethylase activity; histone H3K36 demethylase activity. Lineage: Eukaryota; Metazoa; Chordata; Leptocardii; Amphioxiformes; Branchiostomatidae. Gene Ontology annotation, cellular component: nucleolus. The transcript has 9 exons. The record is from RefSeq and is a predicted model, not a curated record.